Molecule: messenger RNA, 2596 nt
Organism: Clarias gariepinus (North African catfish)
Lineage: Eukaryota; Metazoa; Chordata; Actinopteri; Siluriformes; Clariidae
Exons: 12
Coding region: 267-1421 (384 amino acids)
Biological process (GO): immune response; cellular response to lipopolysaccharide; negative regulation of T cell proliferation
Cellular component (GO): external side of plasma membrane
Source: RefSeq, a predicted model, not a curated record
UGUCCGAGUCAUGCAAAAGAACAGGGGAAGGCAGGGUGGAGUUGCUUUCCAUCGGUGAAAAACAAAUGGUAAAUAGAAAAAAAAACAAAACAAAAGGAUUAACAGAACAAACUUUGUAGCCAGAUGCAGUUUUACAUCACAGUGAGAAAACAGAAAGUUCAGUUGUCGAGGGUAGAGAUUUAGUUUUUAGUAAAUAAAUACACUUUUUAAACUAAAGUACUGCACUAGAGCAGUAACUAAACAUUAAAAGCCAGAGCUGCGUCCAGAUGGGAAAAGGAGGGAUUCAGAUGUUCAGUGAGGAACGUGAUGUCCACACAGAGAGUCUCACUGUAAGAAUGCAGGUGUGUUUUCUUCUCCUCUUGAUGCAGCUUUAUGUCACUGAAGUCCAACUACCGGCCAUAGAGACAGAAGGCUGCAGUCUGGAAGGAGACAGUGACAUAAAAGCCAUCACUGCAUAUACAGGAGGCUCAGUACUGCUGCCCUACCCCUGCACUGACCUCCACACCACACCUGGGACAUUCACAUGGGAGAAAUACACAAAUGAAAAUAACUGGGUAGAGAUAUCUCCUGAGAGUGAUCAGUACAAAGACAGAGUUCAGCUGGUUAAUGAUCACUCGUCAGGAAAUCUCUCUCUGCUCAUAUCACACCUGACUGUAGAGGAUGGAGGAGAUUACAGGUGUAAUCUUACAAAAAGUGAAUACAGAUAUUUCAGACUCACUGUUGAGGGUUGCACAUUGAAUCAGCAGACAGUGAGUGUGACUGGAUACGUGGGACAGUCUGUCCUUCUGCCCUGCUCUUGCUUUCAAUUACAAGCCAAACCACACACUCUUAGAUGGAUCUUUAUUAAAGGAUCUGAUCACAAGGAAAUCUUCCCAAAGGACCAGACAAAUCUCUACACACACAGAGUUCAGCUCAUUAAUGAUCAUCAUCCAGGAAAUCUCUCUCUACUCAUAUCACACCUGACUGUAGAGGAUGGAGGAACGUACAGGUGUCAGAUUAACAAUGCUAUGGAUGCAAAUGUCAUACUCGUAGUAAGAGACGCACCAACAAGACCUUCAACAUCCACUCCAGUAAUUAUAACAACUUCACCUAAUCCCAAACCAGGUGUCACAACACAAACCCCAAUGAUCAACGACAAAACAACUGCACACACUGAAACAUCUUCUGAAAAAGACGCACCAACAAGACCUUCAACAUCCACUCCAGUAAUGAUAACUUUACCUAAUCCUAAACCAGGUGUCACAACACAAAGCCCAGUGAUUAACGACAAAACAACUGCACACACUGAAACAUCCUCUGAAAAAGAGACUCCCACAAACCCAAAUCCUCAUUACACCACCAUCAUCAUCUGUACUGCUGUUGGGAUUCUGCUGCUGAUACUUGGAGGGGUCAUGUGCUGGAAACACAGAGGACAGAGAUGAGGACAGACCGAAAUCAGUAAUGGACAAAAAGCACAAAAAAGACAGCAUAAGAAACAGGAAGAUGUGACCUACAGUAUGAGUGCAGCUUAAACUACAUAGACAUACUACAGUAUAUGCAGCAUGAAAACCUCUCUCUCCUCAGAACACAGCAUUAAAAAUAUAUUAAUUUUGCAUAUUAAGGACAAAUUAUAUUUUUUAUUCAUGUUUACAUUUGUCUUUAAAUUCUUAAUCAAUUUAAAAUUGUAAUUUAAGAGUGCACAUUACAUUUAAAUCUUUAAAGUCUAUGUACAGUACAUAUCUAUCUAUCUAUCUAUCUAUCUAUCUAUCUAUCUACACCCACUCACAAAAGUGAGUACACCCAUCUAAUUUCAGCAAACAUUUUAGUAUAUCUUCUCAAAGGACAAUAUUAUAGAACUAACACUUAUGUAUUUUAGAGUAGUCAAUGAGCAGCUUAUAUAAGAGUAUAGAUUUCCUGUCCUUUGAAAAUUACUCAACAUAUACCUUAAAUGGUAAAGCUGUACAUCUUUAACAAUGCAAAGUCACAUGUCCUAUUCAUGAUGUUCAUGUGUGUGUCAGUGGCAAAGUAUGACCUGAACCCUGCUGAGCACCUGUGGGGUGUCCUCAAGCUGAAGGUGGCAACGUAUUUAACAUCCAGUAGCCCUGUGAUAUCAUUAUGGAGGAGUGGAAGAGGAUACCAGCAACAACAUGUGCAGCUCUGGUGAAUUCCAGGCCCGGGAGGAUUAAGGUUGUUCUAGAUAAUGAUGGUGCUCACACAAAAUACUGAAACUUUGGACGAGGUUUUGACAUGCUAACUUAGGGUGUACUCAUUGUCAUUGCCAGUUAUUUAGACAACAAAGUCUGCAAGUUGAGUUAUUGUUAGAGGACAGUAAGUCUGUACAGUUAUACAAGCUGCACAUUGACUAAUCUAAAGUAUGUCCAAUUUUUAUUUCUAUAGUAUUGUCCUGUGGGAACAUACAAUAAAGUGGUUGCUGAAUUGUGAGGGGUAUACUUAAUUUUGGGAGAUACUCUAUCUAUCUAUCUAUCUAUCUAUCUUGAAAUAUAUCUAGAAUUCUUUAUGAAUGCUUUGGAUAUAAUAGACUACAGUGUUAUUUUUAGCUGUAACAGUUUUUUCUGCAUGUUAAUUUCACAUAUAAAUAAUAAAAGCUAAAAAAAUC